This is a messenger RNA of Raphanus sativus (radish), 2293 nucleotides long. Its product is annotated as protein MLN51 homolog. Gene Ontology annotation, biological process: mRNA processing. The transcript has 10 exons. The coding region runs from base 151 to 1968 and encodes 605 amino acids. The record is from RefSeq and is a predicted model, not a curated record. Gene Ontology annotation, cellular component: exon-exon junction complex. Gene Ontology annotation, molecular function: mRNA binding. NCBI's taxonomy places the organism in Eukaryota, Viridiplantae, Streptophyta, Magnoliopsida, Brassicales, Brassicaceae.
CAUUCGAUAAAUCGCAGAAGAAACGAAAGGUAAAAUUAGGGUUUGGGUUUUGUUCGUUCCUUCGAUUCUUCAAUUUCUCGGUGAGGUUAGGGGUUUAGAUUCACGAGUUCAAUCUAUUUUCCAGGUUUCUAGAGAGAGAGAGAGAGAGUCAUGGCGUCAGCUGAUGCAGUAGAACCGGAGUACGAGAGUGAUCCCGAGGAGCUGAAGCGCUCUUUGGCGACUCGGAGGAGAGAAGCUAGCGAUGACGAAGAGGAAGAUGACGGUGGUGGUGGUGGCGAAGGAAUUAAAAACCUUAGGGCUGAGAUCGAUUCCGAUGCCGACCAGUCCGAUGAACAGGAUGGUGCUGCUGUGGAGAAUGAUAAUGACGAAAACAAGAGCGAUGAUGGAGAGGAGAGUUACGACGAGGAGGAGGGGGAGGAAGGCGGUGAGUAUUUGGAACACGAAGGGGUCGAUGAUGACAAGAGGAGUAAGCCAACAGCGGAAGGUCUUGUAGAUGGAGAGGAAGAGAAGGAGAAGCAAUCGGCUGCUGCGGUGCCCACAGGUGGAGCCUUUUAUAUGCACGAUGACAGGUUCCAGGAACUCUCUGCGGGACGUGGCAGGCGAAUGCGUGGUGGAAAGAAACCGUGGGGAUCUGGAGAUGAAAGAAAAUGGGGACAUGACAAAUAUGAGGAGGUGAAUAGUACUCAGGAACGACAUUAUGAUCAGAAGAGUUCAAGAGGCAGACACAGAGGUCGCGGUCGAGGUAGGGGACAAGGGCGCGGAUACACUAGAGGGAGAAGCUCUAAUGCAUCAUCCAGCAAUGGACAGCAAAUUUUUGUUCCUAAAGCUGCCACACGUGAGGGAGAGCCUAGAAAAGAUGAGACUCCCCUUGGCAAAGGCAAUCAAGCACAUUCUGUGCAGAAAAAACAGUUAAGAAAUUCUCGAGGUUCACAGCAUUGGCAUGAGAAAGCGACACACCACGAUUCACAACGUUCACCAUCUGCACCUGCUAAGACUGGGAAUGAAUAUGCACAUACUAAAAAGAAUGUAGUUGCUUCAAGUCUUAGUUCUGCUUCUCCUCCUUUUUAUCCCUCAGUGUCCUCGAGUAGUUUGGCACAUGGUAUACAAGUUGGUAUGGAAAAACUCCACACGAAUGAAAGUGCCACUUCCUCUGGGAAGAAGUAUAGGAAUACAAAAUCCGUCUAUCUUCCUGUCAAUACUGCCCGGAAUGUUCAGUCCACGAGUCAAGGCAGAGGUGCUCCUGCUGCUGAAAACGUGUUUUACCCCGAAUCUCAUAGUCAAGGUGACAACAUGCAACUCAAUGGAGAUUCAAAAGGCACUGGCCAAAGCUAUACUAGAUCUUCCGGGCAGAGUUUUGAUCAGCACGCUGCUGUAAACAGAUCAUUGUCUUCCUCUACCCAAAAAACUAGCUCAUCAAAAAAUCGUUAUCCUCCUGGUGAAAUAGAAUCUGCGUUGGAAACAGUUGCGUCAUUUGGUAAGGGUAAAGGGGCUCUUCACCCUAGUGGAAGGGGCUCUUUGAUGUAUAGUGGAUCUCAUGUGAUGGGGCGUGCAGAAAGUCUGGCAUCUGGUGACAAUUCUAAUUUCCCAGCUUUUCUGCCUGUUAUGCAAUUCGGUGGUCAACAUGGUGGGGUUCCAACAUUUGGAAUGGCUUUUCCAGGAUAUUACCAGCCUGAAAAUGGUGUUGGAAACCCGGAGAUGACCUGGAUGCCAGUUUUGACUGGUCCAGGAGCUUUAGGAGCUUCAUACAGUCCGCCGUAUGCUGCUAUUGAUGGUUCUUACCAAGCACACAAGCCAGGGCUACCUUCCUCUGCAGGAUCCUCCAGCAAAGAGAAAAGCACGAAUAACCUUAAUGAUCUCGAGAAUCCCAUGGAGAGUCCUGAGGUUACAGAGAGUGGGGUUUCAAAACGGCAAAACAACAACCCAAGCAAGCAACCUCGUAGGUACUCGGAGAUGAGCUUUAGCAAGUGAUUACAUUUGUUUAAAACUAGGAAGAUUGGUUAGGGACUCCUUGGAGCAGGGCCCUGGCGCUUCUCCAAUCUUCUUUACAUCUCACUUUGGCCGCAAUUGUUCCUGAAUUUCUUAGGGAAGUUGUCUCAAAAGCCUUGGUCAGCCUGUUUGGUGUUUCUUCUUUCCAUUUUUUUUCCUAUGUAAUCAUUUCUGUUUGUUUCUUAUAUAAGGUUGAUGACUUCUGGUUUGGUAGUGUGUUUAUUUUUCCGUAUAACGCAGUUUCUAAACAGACAAUGUUAUGAAAAAUGAAAUGGUUAAUGAAUGAAUGCCAGCUACAUUUUAGUAA